Apis dorsata (giant honeybee) is the source of this 590-nucleotide messenger RNA. RefSeq names its product 40S ribosomal protein S15Aa. Gene Ontology annotation, cellular component: cytosolic small ribosomal subunit; ribosome. The record is from RefSeq and is a predicted model, not a curated record. The transcript has 4 exons. Lineage: Eukaryota; Metazoa; Arthropoda; Insecta; Hymenoptera; Apidae. Bases 159 to 551 code for a protein of 130 amino acids. Gene Ontology annotation, biological process: translation. Gene Ontology annotation, molecular function: structural constituent of ribosome.
AAAAAUUACAGAAUCAUUAUUUAUUCCCAGAAUUUCAACCAAUAGGUUGCAAGCAAAUUUAAGUGAUUAAUGUGGUAACUCUGCGUUGUAACUUCUUUUUUCAGUCGGUUAAACAAACGUGUACAUUGCUGUGAUAAACAAAAUUAUAAAUCGCAGCUAUGGUGCGUAUGAACGUUCUCAGCGAUGCUCUCAAAUCCAUUAACAAUGCUGAAAAACGUGGAAAAAGGCAAGUGCUACUGAGGCCUUGUUCAAAAGUAAUCAUUAAAUUUUUAACUGUAAUGAUGAGGAAAGGAUAUAUUGGAGAAUUUGAAAUUGUUGAUGAUCACCGCAGUGGUAAAGUUGUAGUAAAUCUUAGUGGAAGGUUAAAUAAAUGUGGUGUAAUUUCUCCUAGAUUUGAUGUUCCAAUUAAUGACAUUGAAAAAUGGACUAAUAAUCUGUUGCCAUCUCGACAAUUUGGAUAUGUUGUUUUAACUACAAGUGGAGGAAUUAUGGAUCAUGAAGAGGCUAGAAGAAAACAUCUUGGAGGAAAAAUACUUGGAUUUUUCUUUUAAUGCUUAUUUAAUUCAAUAAAAACUUCUUAAUAUCAAAUA